AUGAAGCGCUCCUCCAGCCGUUUCUGGUGGUUGGUGCUGUUUUUGACCCUGUUGCGGCCCCCUUCGGUACCCAGCUGGUUGGGCCCCGCCGUGGCCGUGGAUGGUGCCCCCUGCGCUGUGCUGGUGCACCCGGACCAGGGCCUCCCAACCCUGGCAGCCCAGGGCUUGAUGCCGGUGCAAUGGCCGGAGGCUGGGCAGCAACUGCUGCGGCGGAUCCAGUGGGAUGUGAACGGAUCGAGCCCGGUGCGAGUCAUGGCGCUGUCUGAGUUCUGCCGGGCCAUGGAGAGGGGUUUGAACGCCUCUCUGGCCGUGGGCAUCGAUUGGCCGGCCUUGGCAGAGCUGCCACGCAGCUGCGCCACGGUCAUGGACAAGGUGACUGCGGUGCCUACCAGGCUCUUCUUCAACAGCACCUCCGCCUCGCUGGCGCCAUGGCCCAGCUCCAGCGCUCCGAACAACCGCCGCGGGCGGAAGUUGCAGCGCCGCGUGCUGCGGCUGAUGGCACGGAACAGCAUGGAGGAGUUGGUGUGGGCCUUCUUGCUGCUGAUGGACAAGAAUGUCGGGGAAGUGGAAGCGGUGCAGGACCAGCUACCACACCCCAGUGGCUGGUCCUUGGCGCGCGCCACAGCCUUCUGCGGACCGCAGUUCUUGGCGUGCAUGGCCAGUCCCAACUGUAUGAAGGGUUUGUUCUGCGUGGCGCGAUGUCAUUUGGAUGACCAGACUUGCAGCUAUCGAUGCCUUUUGAAGUACGAUAGCUGGUUGAUCACCAAGUUCUCCUCCUGCGCAUUCCAGAAGCAGAAUGUCAUGAACUUCCAUGCCGCACGUCCCAAGCUGCCGCACGUCAAGCCAGUGGAAGCUGGGCUGGCAGACUUCCAAAGCAAGUUCGCCCUGGAAAUGGCGGGAAGCUUUGACAACACUCAGCUGAACGUGCGGGCAGCUACGCGGAUCUUAAUGGGUCACGCCAGCAAGCAGAAGUACAGCUGGAUGGUGGCAGCUGCUUCGAGUGAGGCCUAUGCGCAGUUUAGCUUGCAGUAUCAGAUUUGGUACUAUCGCAAAAGUGUGCGGAGGUUGUACUACAAGGCUGUUUUCCUUGCUGAGGGUCGCGAUGGCCGAGACUCCUGGCACUCGCGGAGCUACCAGGUGCUGCCGCUGCGGACGCCGGGCAGCUGGCUCUUCGCGGCCAAUGACGGAGGGGUCCAGCUGCGGGAGCAUUGGUACCUUCUGGGUGCAGAUGCGUCACUUCGAUGGAUGGUGCUGUACUUCACGGGCUCCGCAAAGAAAGCUGGUAUGGCCUACAGGGGCUGUAUGUUGCUGACGCCCGAUGGUCAAGUGCCGGGGCGAAGCAUGAUGCCGAUCAUCGCGCAAGCCUUGGCCCGGGCGGAAAUGCAGCCGUGGGAGCUGCGACCGGUGAACAACACUGUGAAUCACACAGCAGGGCCGCCACCACUAGAGGUGUCCAAGUAG
Messenger RNA from Cladocopium goreaui, 1461 nucleotides. The record is from the annotation of a GenBank genome assembly. Lineage: Eukaryota; Dinophyceae; Suessiales; Symbiodiniaceae.